UCGUCCACGUGUGUGUGACGUCAUACUUUGUAGUAAACCCAGAAGGAGGCGCUGCAUCUUGGGAAGGGGAGGCCAUGUUUGAUUGAUAUUACGUUUCAUAUCAGAAAACUACAGCAAAAUGAUUGAACAAGACAGACCUGGAAAGAUAUUUGUUGGAGGCCUUACUUCAAAUGUUGACAGAGAGACACUUGAAAAUGCAUUUGCAAAGUUUGGCAGAAUCACAGAAGUUCUCAUAAUAAGAGACAAAAUCACCAACCAGUCACGUGGAUAUGGAUUCAUCACAUAUGAAAAUCCCUUGGACGCCGAAGAUGCAGUGAAAGGAAUGGAUGGAGAAGUUCCCUCAUUUCAGACCAUAAAUGGAAAGGAAAUUCAUGUUGAACAAGCAGUGAGAGCUAUACAUGAUGACCGAGGAGGAAUGAGGUCAGGUCGUGGUGGGAGGUCAAGGGGUGGUUCCUCCAUGCGUAGCAGGGGCAGUCGAGGGGGUCUCUCAAGUAGAAGGGGAGGAUUCAGCAGUCGAGACAGUGGUGGCAGUCGAGAUGGUUCACGAAGGAUGGAUUCGAUGAGACGAGGGUCUCCACCACCAAGGCGUGGAUCUUCAGGAAUGAGAGGGCGUGGACGUGGUGGACCUGUUUUGAGAAAACAUUCUAAUCGACGCACAAGUUUUUCGGGUCGCAGCAGCAGUUUUGGUCGGCGAGAUAUGACACCACCCAGGAAGUCAAUGAUGCUUCAUUCCUCUCCUCCACGUUACUCUGAUGGGCCAUCAAGAAGAUACAAUGAUUCCCCUCCACCAAGGAGAAUGUCUUCUGACUAUGAUCGCAGAGACAGUAGAUUUACUAGCAGUGGUCUCUCUGAUCGUCUUCCCCCACGUGGCCGAGAUAUGUAUCAGUCUUCCCCUCCACGAGACUCCAGCCGCCUCAUGGACAGUCGUAUGUCAUCAGGUCGGGGUAGCCGAGAUUAUCAGAGUUCACGAGAUUACCCCCCACAGAGGGACUACAAUUCUCGCAAUUUCACUCCAGAGAGAGAACCAAUCCGAUCACGGAUGCCUCCACAAAGAGACUCGUAUUCCUUGAGUAGUCGAGACGACAGACGUGAUACUUUCACACGCAGCAGUGGUGGCCGGGACUAUUUGCCUUCACGUGGCGGCGGCAGCGGUGACUACAUCAGUUCCAGGGACAGUGGACGUGAUUACAACUCAUCACGGGACUACAGCUCUUCUAGUCGUGACUACCAGUCCAGCAGAGAUGUCCCCAGCAGAGAUUAUGGAUCUCGAUUUGACAGCCAUGACUUGGGAGGCGGAAGCAGUCGUUACUCGUCCCGGGACGUUGACAGACCGACACAGAGUAGAGGCCCACCACUCCGCAGCUACGAUGCUCUGGAUGACUUGCCCCCAAGUAGGAACAGCUACAGCAGCCCAGCAGGAGGUUCUCGAGGACCACCAUCUAGGUCAGGACCAUCAUUCAGCUCCCCGCGGAGGCGGCAGUAGUGAUCGCAGAGACAGUCGAGGAGGGGGAGGUGCAGUUUUGGGAAGCCGACGUCCAGGGCCUCCCCUGUCACGUGGGGCUCCUCCACCGAAACGGUCCCGUGUUGACGGACCCCCAAUGAAGCAUGGAGGAACACCAUCCUUCAGGCCGCUAAGCAUUAUACUUGUCUGAUGUACUUUCAGAAUAGAAUAACUUCCUCCAAGAAAUAGCAGCGACUAUUUUAUGUUGUCAAAUUUCAUCCCCUCACCAUACCAGCCAUCCUCACAAUGUUGUUCGUUUUAUCUCGACAAAUGUUUCAUUGUCCAAGUGGAACCCGACUGGAAUCAAUUUCUUUUAAUGUUGUUAGUUUUAUGCUACAAAUCAAGGACAUAUGAUCAUUUCUUACAAAGGCCAAAUUGCGUAUAUGUGUAUUCUUGCUUAUUUGUCAAAUAAGAAAUAAACACCAUUUCAUGUCAA
Molecule: messenger RNA, 1937 nt
Organism: Haliotis rubra (blacklip abalone)
Lineage: Eukaryota; Metazoa; Mollusca; Gastropoda; Lepetellida; Haliotidae
Product: RNA-binding motif protein, X chromosome-like
Exons: 12
Coding region: 119-1483 (454 amino acids)
Biological process (GO): positive regulation of mRNA splicing, via spliceosome
Cellular component (GO): spliceosomal complex
Molecular function (GO): RNA binding
Source: RefSeq, a predicted model, not a curated record